Messenger RNA from Lampris incognitus (smalleye Pacific opah), 1441 nucleotides. RefSeq names its product sodium-dependent lysophosphatidylcholine symporter 1-like. NCBI's taxonomy places the organism in Eukaryota, Metazoa, Chordata, Actinopteri, Lampriformes, Lampridae. The record is from RefSeq and is a predicted model, not a curated record. The transcript is spliced from 8 exons. Gene Ontology annotation, molecular function: symporter activity. Gene Ontology annotation, cellular component: membrane. Gene Ontology annotation, biological process: carbohydrate transport. The annotation marks the transcript as partial.
UGCUCCUGCGGAUGUGCGUUUGUGGACACUUCACUUGUGCCGUGCCGCGUACAUCCGCUCACUCAGCGAAAGGCUUUCCUGACCUCGGCGCUGGUCAUGGCCGCGUUGUUUUUCCUGUGCACCGUGCUCCUCUUCCUCGGGGUGAAAGAGCAGAGGGCCCUUCUCUCCUCUCGUGAUAAAGUGAGAGUGUCCUACCGUUCCUCCAUUAAGAUGUUGGUGCGCCACGUUCCUUACCAGCGACUGGUGCUGGGCUUUAUCUUCAGUGCACUGGCGUUCCAGAUGUCCCUGGGUAACUUUGCACUGUUUUGCAGCCAUGCAGCCGGACUGGGAGCCCAGUUCCAGCACCUUCUACUGGUUCUACUGGCUGCUGCAUCCAUAGCAGUCCCGGUAUGGCAAGCCGUCCUGGUGCGGAUAGGGAAAAAGGCCACAGUCUUCAUUGGACUUACACUGUUCAUCCCACCGCUGAUCGUGAUCGCCUGCAUGCCCAGCAACCUGCCAGUCUUCAUGACUAUGUGCGUUGUGAUGGGAUUCAGUUUGGCAACCAUGUUCCUGUUACCCUGGUCCAUGCUCCCGGAUGUGGUGGAGGACUUUGCCGUGAGAAACCCCUCAUACACGGACUUGGAGCCCCUGUUUUUCUCCUGUUAUGCCUUCUGCAGUAAGCUAGGGGGAGGCCUGUCUGCAGGAAUCUCCACGCUGACGUUACACUUUGUGGGUUACAGAUCCAACGCAUGUGACCACGGUGACGGUGUGGCGACCGCUCUGACCGUGCUGUUUACACCGGUUCCCAUCACACUGCUGCUGGUGGGACUGGCCUUUUUCUACUCCUACCCGAUCAAUGAGCGGCAACGCUCCCAACCCCAGACCGAGCCGGACCCGGAGCCCUUGGAAGCGACCCUCUCAGACGGACAGGAGGCGGCAGGAGAACCACAGUCCACAACAGGAGCAAGAGCUUCAUCACGUCCAAAGUCACAGCCGACCAGGCGGGGCCUUCCCCUAUCAAACUCCUCACCCCGUGUUCGCAGUAAGAACCACCACCAGAGAGGCGGGGUUGAGUCAAAUGGCUCGUCCAGCAGGCGGAAAACCACCUCUGCAGAACACGCCGGCUCCAUGUUUGUUGCCCAGUCACAAGUGAAUCCCAAAUGGCGCGAGCCGAGAGCCCACCCGUAUCAGCAGGCAUCUGAAAGUAAACCGAAAAACAAUUCAACUAAACUUGGCUUUGGCUCUUUUUCUGACAGGUCAGCUGUGAAAUCCAAAGUCACGUGGGUGUAGGUUGAUUCAGUACGACAGGCAGCGGCGAGGCACUGCCACCUGCAGAAAUAAAGCAACGUGCAUGGCCUCGAUCAUUUGAACCAUAUAGAUGCCGCCUUCCUUUAUCGGCAUUAAAACUGCGAAAUGAAUGCUGUUGUAUUAAAGCCUGCAGUGAAACUAAAUGACUCCUCUA